UUGCUACCAAGAAAAAAGAUGACUGUUGAUACUCUUGUACUUCAUUUACCAUUUUGAAUAAUUUCUGAUUUUAAAGGUAACGCAUCAUUUCCUGUGCAUGCCCAGUGGCCGCUAAGUGUUCUAAUUAUGUGCGACAGAAAGAGCACUUGCAAAUGAGGAGGUAGACUGUGGGUUCUGCCCCCAGAUGCAGACUCCGGCAACCCCAACCCCUGAGACAACCGAGAGGGAUCCUCAUGGCUGAUUUGCACUCUGCGGAUGAUGAGCCGGAGGUGUGGCCGCACACAUUCAGACAGGACAGAAUCUUGUCCUUGUACCCGCCGGCGGUGGCCAACCCCUUCCUGCAGGAGACACACCUCAGCGCGUGGCGCUGGCUCCACACCAUCCUGCUGGGGGCUGUGCUGGUGCCGCUGCGGGUAUCCUGCAUGGUCUUCCUCUUGCUCUUGUUCUGGCCAGUCACCGCUUUACUCGCCACUGGCAUAGCCACUCAAAAAGCCAAGCCCAUCAGGCGUUGGAGGAGAAGACUGUUGAAACCAACCGUCAAGGUCUUGUUUCGGGGGAUCUUCUUUUUGUCAGGGUUCCUAGUGAAAGUGAAAGGGAAAAGGGCGACUCGCACUGAGGCCCCCAUCUUCGUCACCGCGCCGCACUCCACUUUCUUUGACGUCAUCGCCUGCUCGGUGGCGGGAUUGCCCUCGGUGGUCUCGGCCAGCAAAAAUGCGAAGAUUCCACUGGUUGGGAAAAUCCUGCUGUCACUGCAGCCGGUCCUCGUGACUCGAGAAGACCCCAAUUCCAGGAAGACGACCAGGGAAGAGAUCCUGAAGCGAGUGACAUCCAGAAGGAAGUGGCCACAGUUGCUGAUUUUCCCGGAAGGUGUGUGUACCAACCGCUCCUGUCUGGUCACUUUUAAGCUAGGAGCCUUCACGCCAGGGGUCCCUGUGCAGCCAGUGCUGCUCAAGUACCCAAACUCCAUGGACACGGUCACCUGGACCUGGCAGGGGUUUACAGCCUUCCAGGUCUUGAUUUUGACCCUGAGUCAGCCUUUCACCAAGAUAGAAAUUGAGUUUAUGCCUGUUCAUGUUCCAAGUGAGCAAGAAAAAAGAGACCCCGUCCUUUUUGCCAAUACAGUGAGGAUCAAGAUGGCAAACGCUCUCGGGUUGCCGGUCACAGACCAUACCUAUGAAGAUUGCAGACUGAUGAUUUCUGCAGGUAAUCUUCAACUUCCCAUGGAAGCUGGUUUGGUGGAAUUUACAAAACUGAGCCAGAAAUUGAAGUUAGACUGGGAUAAUAUUCAUCAGCAUUUGGAUGAGUAUGCUGCAGUCGCGGUUGCCUCAAAAGGAGGUGUGAUAGGAAUUACAGAGUUUGCAAAUUACCUAAAGCUCCCAGUUUCAGAGCCCUUGAAACAGCUUUUUAACCUCUUUGACAGCAAUAAUGAUGGCUACAUAGACUUCAGAGAAUACGUGAUUGGUCUGACUGUCCUAUGCAAUCCUUCUAACACUGAAAAGAUUCUGAAAUUGUCAUUUAAACUUUUUGAUCUUGAUGAGGAUGGUUUCAUAACAGAACAGGAGUUAACCGCUAUACUUCGGGCAGCUUUUGGAGUGCCAGAUCUCGAUGUUUCUAAACUCUUUCGGGAAAUAGCUGGCAAGAAGUCAGACCGCAUUUCCUACAGGCGCUUCAAGAGAUUUGCCCUGAGGCAUCCACAAUAUACCAAGUUAUUUAAUUCCUACUUAGAUCUCCAGGCAGCCUAUAUAUAUUCAUUACCAUAGUAGGGUUUAAUCACUGUAUUCAAAUGGUAAAGUUAUUCCUGAAAAAUGCAGAUGUAC
This is a messenger RNA of Condylura cristata (star-nosed mole), 1817 nucleotides long. RefSeq names its product lysophosphatidylcholine acyltransferase 2B-like. NCBI's taxonomy places the organism in Eukaryota, Metazoa, Chordata, Mammalia, Eulipotyphla, Talpidae. The transcript has a single exon. Gene Ontology annotation, molecular function: 1-acylglycerophosphocholine O-acyltransferase activity; calcium ion binding. Bases 234 to 1760 code for a protein of 508 amino acids. Gene Ontology annotation, cellular component: endoplasmic reticulum. The record is from RefSeq and is a predicted model, not a curated record.